CGCACCAUGAGACAGGGCACCGGCACCGGCGGCAGGCAGGAGGCGGGCAGCGUCCCCGGCUCCUCGUCGGCGAGGAAGAGUUUGCCGGCUCCCGAGGCCGGCCUCCUGCGCGGCUGGAGCAGCGGCGGCCGCUGCCGCAACGGCACCGGGAGGCACCGGAAAAGCGGCGGCAUCCAGCUCGGCGGCACCAGCACCGGCGGCGGUUCCCGCGCCCAGGUGGCCACCGCGGACAGCAGCAGCAGCGGCGGCGGCGGCGGCUGGGGCUUCCCCGCCGCGCUCCCGCAGCACCGGCACCCCAGAAAAAACUGCUUAGACAAUCUAAUGGAUGAAGAUGAGAAAGACAGGGCAAAGAGGGCUUCGCGUAACAAGUCUGAGAAAAAGAGGCGUGAUCAGUUCAAUGUUCUCAUCAAAGAGCUCAGCUCCAUGCUUCCAGGCAACACUCGCAAAAUGGACAAAACUACUGUGCUGGAAAAAGUCAUCGGCUUUCUGCAGAAACACAAUGAAGUCUCAGCACAGACGGAGAUUUCUGAAAUUCAGCAGGACUGGAAGCCUUCAUUUCUCAGCAAUGAAGAGUUCACCCAGCUGAUGUUGGAGGCAUUAGAUGGCUUCAUUAUAGCAGUAACCACAGGUGGAAGCAUCAUCUAUGUGUCUGACAGCAUCACGCCUCUUCUAGGGCAUUUACCGUGCGAUGUCUUGGAUCAGAAUUUGUUAAACUUCCUCCCAGAACAAGAACACUCAGAAAUUUAUAAGAUGUUAUCUUCUUGUAUGCUUAUGACAGAUUCUGCCUCAUCAGAUUACCUAAAGACUGACAAUGAACUAGAGUUUUAUUGUCAUCUUCUGAGAGGAAGUUUGAACCCAAAGGAAUUUCCAACAUAUGAAUACAUAAAAUUUGUAGGAAAUUUUCGGUCUUACAGCAAUGUGCCUAACUCCUCUUGCAACGGCUUUGAUGAGGCUGUCCCAAGGGCUUACAGAACAUCCCCAGGAAAGCAGAUCUGCUUUGUUGCAACUGUUCGUUUGGCAACACCUCAGUUUUUAAAGGAAAUGUGCAUCGUAGAAGAACCUCUAGAGGAAUUCACAUCAAGACACAGUCUGGAGUGGAAAUUUUUAUUCCUGGAUCACAGAGCACCGCCGAUUAUCGGAUACUUGCCUUUCGAAGUGCUGGGUACUUCUGGCUACGACUAUUACCACAUAGAUGACCUAGAGCUGCUAGCAAGGUGCCAUGAACACUUGAUGCAGUUCGGCAAGGGGAAGUCAUGCUGCUAUCGGUUUCUGACCAAAGGACAGCAGUGGAUCUGGCUCCAGACCCAUUACUACAUCACCUACCACCAGUGGAACUCCAAGCCAGAGUUCAUUGUGUGCACUCACAUGGUGGUAAGUUAUGCAGAUGUUCGGGUGGAGAGGAGACAGGAGAUGGGCUUGGAAGAAGUGUCCUCAGAGGUGGUGUCCUCAGCACUAAAGGAAAGUGGCACCAGCUUGGAUCCUGAACAGCACUUUAAUGCACUUGAUAUUGGUGCCUCAGUCCUCAGCGCUAGUCGGACACCCUCAGUAUCAUCCAGGAGCUCACCAAAAUCUUCCCACACGCCCAAGUCAGACCCAGCAUCUACACCAACAAAGCUGAUUACGGAGUCUAACACUCCCUUGCCAAGAACACCGAGCACACAGCAGGAUUUAUCUGUGCAUAGACUCAGCCAACCUACUGCUCUUCAGGUUUCUUUGCCUUCUCAGCUUCCAUGUGAGCUUCUCCCACAGCAGUUGCUGCCUCAAGCAACUCUGCAAAAUCAGCCUGCACCUCUGGCACAGUUCUCAGCACAAUUCAGCAUGUUCCAGACCAUCAAGGACCAGCUAGAGCAGCGGACACGGAUCCUGCAGGCCAACAUCCGGUGGCAGCAGGAAGAGCUCCAGAAGAUACAGGAGCAGCUCUGCCUGGUCCAAGACUCCAGCGUACAGAUGAUCUUACAGCAGCCAACAGUGUCCCUGAGCUUUAGCAAUACUCAGCAGCUGGACCCACAACAGCUACAGCAGAGGUCAGGGACUCUUUCUCAGCAGCAGCUUGUCCCCAGUUCUCAACUUCAAGGACAAAUUACAUCUUCACAAACAACGAACCAGCAGUCACUGAGAGAAGCAAGUGUGAUAUCAAGCCAGGUAAUCAUUUCUUUGAACAGAGAAGCAUUUAGAUGGAAAGGAGACACUGAGCUGUUAUUAAGCAAGCGAGUAAAAUCAUGUCAGUCCUGUAACUGUGCCUUAGCCUUCCCUUUCUUAUUCUUCUGUAUACCGACAGCCUAUGGCCCGAAGGCGGCGCGGAGCGCGGAGCUGGCGCCGGGCGGCGGCCGCGCCCCGCCCCGCGCCGCGCCCUUCGCCGCGGAACAACAGAUAAUAAUGGUGGAAAAUGUGAUUUAUGAGGCGUACGUCCGGCACUCAGAUCAUCCCAGAGGGCGGGCGCUGCGCCAGCCUCGGCCUGGCAGUGCCCAGGAUGCGCCUGGCACAGCAGCUGGCAGACCUCCUCACACUCAGCCUGGUGCCGUGCCUGUGGAAAUGCCGCUUCUCUGCACAGUGUGGGAUUUGUAUGGUCCUUCUCUUCCAGCAACGUCUUUUUCUUUUUUUCCUUCAUGUGCCAGAUUGUUGCUUAGCCAGCCUAUUCAGCCCAUGAUGCCUGGGUCCUGUAAUGCAAGACACCCUUCAGACCUCAGCAUGGCGGGAUCUCAGGCCAAGUAUUCUCAAACACAACAAAUGUUUCAAAGUUUGGAAGUGCAGACUUCCAGCAGCAGCUCUCCAAUCAUACUGAUGGGACAAGCAGUGUUAAACCAAGGGUUCACCACUACUCCUCCUUCCCAGCCAUCCUCUUUGCCACCUAUGCAACUCCAGCACCAACAGCAUCAGCAACAACGCUACCUGCAGGUGCAAACACCAAGUUCUUUGCACAAUGAACAACCCGAUUCUUUGCUCCUGCCAUCUUACUCACCACAGCAAGGAAAUAUGGGGUAUCAUCAGACACAGCAGCAGCAGCAACAGCAACAACUAACAUCGAGAAGAAGGAAUAGUUUAUCAGAAUCAUCAAAUUUACCACAGCCACUGCGAUAGAGUCCCACCAGCACAAUCAAUGCACGAUUAGCUUUAACCAAUGGGCACAUGGGGCAGAAGAGAAUGACUGUGUACUUACUGUUCUGGCUUUUGCACAAGCAUUUCUUUCCAAGCUCUACAACAGAAGUACACCCAGAGUGCAGAUGCCACAGACAGUGCAUUCAGGGCACACUGGCUUCCGUUUGCGCUGUGUUGUGAGCACAGGAUGCACUGGCAGAGCAAAAUAAAAACAGGCACUGUCCUGUGCAGCCUCCAUCACCACUGGGAGCACGGGAAGAGGUGUUCAAUCCUGGUGUGUCACUCUGGAAGCCAUCUGGCAAUUCUAAAAGACUGUCGACAGACUCAUGAGGUACUUGGCCUUCACUGUUUCAGUUCUUCUUUUGUGUAUGAAAAGCACUGCAUCAAAGGUCUAUCGAGGAGAGAACAAGAGAUUAUUUUUAUUAUGAUUAUUGUUAUUAUUUUGCACAACUGCACAGAUGAAAAAACCUAGGCACUUUCUGUAAAGAGAAGUUUGUUUCUUUAUUCUUGUGGCCAAAUUAGCACAUCCAAUGGAGGAAAAAGCCCAGCCAUUGGUGAAGAUGGUCUACAGCUCAUAACCCUUGAUUUAGAAUCUGAAAAGUAUUAUGCAGCUUACCCUAACUGUUCUUCAUUACUACAAACCAACCAACCAACCAAAAAAACAAACCCACAACCCACACUGGACUGUUUCCUACAUGAUUUGUGAUUGCAAAGGAGAACUCAAAUUGUAAGCACAAUCAUGCAAUUCUCCAGUAGUACAACAUGAAUCCUUCAACCUAAACUAACCCACUCCAAGUCUCUGAGAAAUAUGCACUGUGUUUUGGCCCACUGUCUUGGGAUGCUGCAGACUAUUACAUAUCUCUUUCAUUAUAACAUUUAGGAUUAAAUUUUCCUUUGGAUGAAAAAAAAAAGAAAAUGCACUUUUCGCUUUUUUUGUAUGUUUUCCGUUGAUAUGUUUCUAAGAAAGAUUUUAUGUAAUUAUUAAACAAAAAGUAGUGUAUUGUACAGCUGUUGUAAUAAUGACCUAUUUCUAUAUAAAAUAAAAUUAUAUGGAAUUAUGUGGAAAUUAUUUUGUAUAUGAAAUAUCAACUCAUUUCACAAGUAUAAAGAUUGUGCUUGUGCUUUUUUGUGAGUGGGUAUUUUGUAAUAAACUAAUGGAUUAGAAAUGUUUUUGUGAAGGGAACUACUGUUUCAUGCUAUAUACAACUCAAGCUAUUAUUUUUUUCCAUUUAAUGAUGGACAGUUGUCUUUAUUUGUAGAAUAAAAUAAAAUAGCCAAAAGGCUUUAUUGCAGGACUUGCACACA
Molecule: messenger RNA, 4401 nt
Organism: Lonchura striata (white-rumped munia)
Lineage: Eukaryota; Metazoa; Chordata; Aves; Passeriformes; Estrildidae
Source: RefSeq, a predicted model, not a curated record